UCCUGCACACACCGAGGCUCAAGUAGGCCGUGCACGUCGUCUCUUCCACGAAGUGAUGUCCAUCACGGGAAAAGCAGUAGCAUUGGCAUGCGGCGUGGCGGCGAGGUCCCCUGCGCAGUCAUGCACGGGAGUGGUGAGGCGGUGACGCGUAGGGAGUUGUCAAAUAGGGAGAAGGGUUUGCUGGUGAGUGCGUUGACGGCGGUGUGGAGGCAUAUGGAAUCCACGGCUGAGUUGCGGCGGCGUGCUUCGAUAUGUAGGCAGAAGAUGGAGGUGGCUAUGAAACAGGCAAUGGUGGAGCCAGCGACCUCCGGUGUUCUGUGGGACGCACCUUUCUUGAUGGCGAACACCAUCAUUGUCGGUGUUCUCCCACGUGAGAGUCCGCGUUGGUGGAUACGAAGAAGGACGGGAGGAAUGUGGGGGGACCUUUGCAUAUCAGACGACGCAACAUCGGAGUACUUCCAUGAGAAGUUGAGGAUGAGCAAGGACCUAUUCUACGGCAUCAUUGCCGCCUGCAACCCGUAUCUUCAGCGGCAGCUGACUCAUUACUAUGUGCCUCUCCAGCCGGACCACGUCGUAGCGUACGCACUUUACAAAUGGGCUUCUGGGGAAACCUUCGAUAGCGGGACGUCCUCAUUUGGGAUUGGCAGAGCCACUGACAUCACCAUUGUACGGGACGACGCUAGGGUCUUGUGGAACUCAUCAUUGUUCAAGCGGGCAGUAGCUGGAACUUUGUUCGACGUCGAGCCCAUCGUUCUUCCAAGAGGCGUUAGCACGAAGGGCUACCUUCUGGGUGACAACGGGUCUGAUCCAAAAACAUGGAUGGUUUUCCCUUACAGAGGAGUGGAGCAACAAUCAGACGUUGCCAUAUUCGAUGGGAAGCAGAAAGCAGCAAGGGGAGUGGUGGAGAGGGCAUUCGGGCGGCUGAAGGGAAUGAGGAGGCUAUUCCUUCGCCACCACAAGACGAAUAUGGAAAACAUGCCACAACAGUUUCCCGCUGUGUGCAUCUUCCAUAACUUGCUUAUUGAGGCGAGAAUCGACUUCGAUGAGAGGGUUCUUCUGGAACGGGACGCGGACGGUACCGAGCAGAUGGUGGACCUGGGAAUGUAUCCGCCGGCGGCACCUGUGCGACAAAGACGGGGGGACCCCGCAACUCUUGCCCUUAGGGAUGCGCUCCGCGCACGUAUGGCCAUUCUACCCCAUUGAGAGAGAGAGAGAGAGAGAGAGAGAGAGAGAGAGAGAGAGAGAGAGAGAGAGAGAGAGAGAGAGACAAUCAAUCCUUCCCGCAUCC
Chara braunii is the source of this 1288-nucleotide messenger RNA. The record is from the annotation of a GenBank genome assembly. NCBI's taxonomy places the organism in Eukaryota, Viridiplantae, Streptophyta, Charophyceae, Charales, Characeae.